AUGCCAGCGACGCAGAGAACAAAUUUUGUACAAGAACCUGUUCGUGUCACUAUUCACGACUUACGAGAUAAGGAGAAGACUGUCCAUCUUGACACAAAUGCUCUCGAAGUGCUCAAAUACGACGGCUCCAUACAGGAAGAAUUUGAAGAAGGCAGCGAAGCACAACAAACUUAUUAUGAAGAGAUUAGUGACCUUCUUAAGAAACAUCUGGGCGCCUCACGCGUGUUUAUCUAUCAUUAUAACUUUCGCUCUCGAAGUUCACCACGUACCGAUGAGCAGCUUGAUGACAAGCAUAGAAAUCCUGCCUUUUUUCCUCACGUUGAUACUAGUGCAACUGGAGCUCCACGGGUGGUAGAACGUUGGAUUGGCAAAGAAGAAGGUGAAAAAGUGAUGCAAAAUCGAUUUCAAAUAAUCAACGUCUGGCGUCCAUUAGGUUCCAAUCCAAUCACACAAAAACCAUUAACCAUUUGUGAUUAUCGCUCGGCUGAUGUCGAAAAAGAUAUUCAUCCACUCGAUGUUCGUGGAGCCGGUUAUCACGGUGCAUCCUACAUUAUGUCUCGAAACUCGCAAGAUGCCCAUAUAUGGUACUAUUUGAGUCAAAUGCGAUCCAAUGAGAUGUUUGUCUUUAAAAUUUUUGAUAGCAAGCCUGAUACCGCUCAAUUUGCCUUUCAUACGGCUUUUAUAAAUGAAAAUGAGCCCGUACCGAAUGUAGAGCAGACAAGUCUUGAAAUUCGUUGUUUGAUUUUCUACGACAAAUAA
Messenger RNA from Didymodactylos carnosus, 759 nucleotides. NCBI's taxonomy places the organism in Eukaryota, Metazoa, Rotifera, Eurotatoria, Philodinida, Philodinidae. The record is from the annotation of a GenBank genome assembly.